Molecule: messenger RNA, 2215 nt
Organism: Synchiropus splendidus (mandarinfish)
Lineage: Eukaryota; Metazoa; Chordata; Actinopteri; Syngnathiformes; Callionymidae
Product: class I histocompatibility antigen, F10 alpha chain-like
Exons: 8
Coding region: 113-1300 (395 amino acids)
Biological process (GO): immune response
Cellular component (GO): external side of plasma membrane
Source: RefSeq, a predicted model, not a curated record
CCAGUUAUCGUCGCCGGAGCUGUUCACACGCACUUUCCUGUCCCCGAAUCAUGAGACUUUAUAAGGUGGACUUCAUUAGUUCCACAAUGGGGAAAUUCAACAUCGGGUCAAGAUGAGACUUUUGGUUCUUCUGUUCCUCCUGGAGAUCUACGCUGCUGCUGCAGUGUUUCAUUCACUCAGGUAUUUUUACACUGGAUCAUCUGGAGUUCCAAACCUCCCUGAGUUCAUGGCUGUUGGUUUGGUGGACGACGUUCAGAUCCUUCACUACGACAGCAACAGCAGGAGAGUUGAACUCAAACAGGACUGGAUGAAGCAAGUCAUCGCUGAUGAUCCAAGUUAUUUAGAGAGAGAGACAGGGAACUUCAAUGGUGCACAGCAGGAGUUUAAGAACACUAUUGGUGUUGUGAAACAACGAUUCAACCAAACUGGAGGGGUUCACACGUAUCAGAGGAUGUAUGGCUGUGAGUGGGACGAUGAGACCAGAGAGGUCAGAGGUUAUUAUCAGGAUGCUUAUGAUGGAGAAGACCUCAUCGCGUUUGACCUGAAGACUCUGACAUGGACCGCUGCAAGUCCACAGGCUGUCAUCACCAAACACAAGUGGGACAGUUAUGAGGGUAGAAACAAAUAUUGGCAGAACUACCUGACGCAGUACUGUCCUGAGUGGCUGAAGAAGUAUCUGAACUACGGCAAGAGCCGCCUGCUGAGAACAGAGCUUCCAAGAGUGGCUCUCCUCCAGAAGAAGCCCACCUCUCCAAUCGUCUGCCACGCCACAGGUUUCUUCCCCGCAGGAGCCAUGUUGUUCUGGACCAAAGACGGAGAGGAGCUUUACGAAGACGUGGACGUGGAAGAGGUUCUUCCCAACCCUGACGGAACCUUCCAGAUGAGGGCCGAGCUCAGACUGUCGGACCCGUCCGUGGACUGGGGAAACUACAGCUGUGUGUUCCAGCUGGCUGGUGUGAUGGAGGACGUGGUGACCCCGUUGAGGAAAGAAGACAUCUGGACCAACAGAGAGCCCGACCUGAACCUGGGGCUCAUCGUCGGAGCUGUGGUGGCAGCUGUGGUCGUACUUGGUCUGAUGGUUGCUGAGUUCUUCGUCUACAGAAGAAGAAGAACUGCCAAAGCUCCUCCAUCUUCCAACAACAUCUUUAUGGGGGAGCUGCUCCCAGCGGCAGACAUCCGCAGAUACUGGCACGAGACUGAUGAAUCAUGGAACGAUGUCAUUCUCAAUACAACACGUCCUCAGCAUUAUACUCACCGACUGCAAUAUUGUACGUGUGAAAAACAUCGACAUCAGCUGUAGGUCCAAGAUGUUGUCCAUCAGAUUAGACUCAGGAUUCUGGGGGGAGUUCAGAAUCACAGAGAGAAGAUAGCUAUCAGUAAAAGUUUGGCUGUAAAAGUAGAGAGUUGUUCAAAACUGCUGAAAAUGCCAUCAAUGAAAGACCAUUGAAUUCCUGUGGUCCCUUUCUGUGCCCUUCAUGAAAGGCCCCAUCAAUGACAGAGGGUCUAAAGUGAGGAUUUCAAUAACUGUUCCAGAUGGCACCAGAUGUUCCCUGUGUGGCUCACAGUCAGAUAUGUUAUUUGAAGGGAGCGGAAAAGCCAAAGACAUUAAGGCUGGUGGAGGUGUGUUUUUCACAGUGUUCUGCUCCAGUUGAACCCACAUGGGACGUUCAGUUAUUGAAGUAUGACCAGUGUGUGAUACACCGUAAAGUAGCAGCCCAAUAGCAAGAGCAGAAGUGGGGUAAACCCAUGGCCCCCAUUAGUUUCGACUUUAGAAGGUGGAGUGUAGCAAGUCUGGGUGCUUCACCCCUCCGUAUGUUGGAUGAAACAACAGAGUCUAACACGUCAACAAAUGUUUGGAUUUAAACACUGUCAUGGCUUGAAAAAGAUCGAUACAUUUUGGAAGAAUGUGAAUUUUUAUUGAAUCACUUUUCCCUGUUAAGGUUGAAUAUAUCAAGGUUUAAAGAGUUUGAGCAUAUUGUGUUUCCUGGUGACUGUAAUGCCGAGAUGAGGAACUGAUUUUUGAAUAUUUUGAAGUCAAAACUGUCUUUGAUCACCAGUAGUUGGGAUUAGUUCUCUUGUGCAAAUGAAGCUUAGAACCUGGGGGUAUUUUUAUAGUUUUAAUGUUCAGAUGGAUUGUAUAUUAUCUAUUGUCUUCUCCCUGUCUGCUGCUUAACCAAUAUUGUAUUUCCCCAUGUUGGGAUGAAUAAAGUCUAUG